CUUCAUUAUCAUACACCAUGUUGGAGUGGUAGUCAUCACCAUAAAUACACUCGCGCAAUGAUAUUCGUCUGAAGCUGGUCUUCAUCAUGCCUGUUCUUCCAAAACUCAGUCCUCUUCAAUCGAGAUUCGCAGCCUCGCUUACAGCAUCCGCCGUCCUCUUACUCCUCCUCUAUCUCACUCUCUCAAAGCCACAAUUUGCAUAUGCCCUAGAGCUCGACUCUAGAACACACUUCGAAGACCAUAACCACUAUGUGAUAUCAAAGGACGGGGACGAGUUGUAUGAGGACGACGACACGGAAGAGAAGGUUCAUAUUUCUGGUCGUGCCGAAGCAGGAGUGUCAGCCCUUGCAAAUAAUGCGCCCCAGAACAGUAACAUCAACCUGGGUCAGACUCAAAACUGGGUCUUCCCUAGCGAUGCUGUCAAUGGCCCUCACGGUGCGGUGGGAACGGGUCUUCCUGGAGACGACUUGGAAAAGAGGGACCUCGAAGUCGAUGUGCCUGAACUCAAGGAACGUCAAACUGGAAACAGGAUAUACGUGUCCCUGAACACUUGCCUGCAGCCUUCAUCAAACAACACCAACAAUACCUCUGCCGAUGUCAUAUCUCCACAAUUGACCAUGUACAUAUCCUUAUCUGCGUCAAAUCAAAAGCCGGGCCCAGAUGUAAAUGAUCCGGACCAACAUACCAUCGAUGCGGACGAAGGUUAUGCUCUGUUCGAGGGCGAUGCUGACAGUGACGUCUACAUCGGAGUCUCCGCUCCAAACAGUACAGAUUUUGAAGGUAUCUGGAAUUACGAAGUGGCUGCUUCCAAUGAUGCGCCAUUCCACAAUUACAGAGAUACGACCAAUCUAUACUUCGUCGAUGGAGACAAUCAUGCAGCGCUUCUGAUCACAAACGACACCACGGAAGCCGACUCGAAUUCUACCAUAUAUCAGGACUGGAUGAAACUUAACCCACCGUGGGGAGUCUUUGCCGCAAACCAAAACGAGACCACCAUCCUGGGACUGAGGAACUCGUACUGUGGCCUCAAGAACAAUGCCCGAAUCGCUGCAAAUAUCCAAGGCAUCUCGAAUCAAAAUGUUGCCCAGAUGACCAACAGAGGCCUGGGAGGAAAGCCAAAGGAACAAUUCUACCUGAACGGGCUGAACGCAACUUCGAAAUACUGGGGCAUGCUGGCGAUGGUCGGCAACUCUACAGCCUCGGGCAACGGCGUGGUCGGCGGCGGCGGGACUGUCUGGAAAGCCAUUGACUUUCAGACAAAGACGGAAAACAAUUGUGCUCUGAUGUAUAACCUCACAUUUUGUUCUGAAGUCGCAUACGCAGUCCCCUCGAACCCCGACAAGUACCCUCCCUCUACCGGUCUUCCGGACCUCGCGGCUCUGUACGACUCGUACGCCGCCCAGAUGUACCAAUACUUCAAUUACUCUCUCCAACAAAUCCCCUGCAACACCUCCUCGAGCGCGCAGUACUCUCUCGCACGCAACUGCGACGACUGCGCGCGGGCGUACAAGCAAUGGCUCUGCGCCGUCACCAUCCCCCGGUGUGCCGACUACUCGAACAACGACGCGUGGUUGAUGCCUCGGAAUCUAGGCCAGCCGUUUGUGAACGGAUCCAGCAUCUCCACCGCCCAACUGAACGGCAACCAACAGCUGUUGACGUCCGUGGCGACCAACUCGUCGAGAAACGCCAUCAUCGAUGAGACCAUCCGACCCGGCCCUUACAAGGAGGUUUUGCCCUGCCAGGAUCUGUGCUACGACCUGGUGCAGAGCUGCCCGGCGAGCUUGAGCUUCGCUUGUCCUUCGAAGGGCGAAGGUCUAGAAAACAGUUACGGGGUCCGAAGCAACAACUCGGGCAUCAUCACGUGCAGUUACCUCGGCGCUGCCUAUUAUCUGAGCGACGCACGGUCCCUUGCGCCGUCGUUUAUCAACACCGUGGUGUUGCUGACAAUGUCACUUUUAGUCAUGCAUGCGUUCUAGCCAAAUUUUUAUCGUCGAGGGAGGCAAUUAUGAAGACGAAAAAAAAUCACCAUUGAAUCAAAAAAGCGAACACUCGAUCUUGAAAGGUGGUCCUGUCGUGGGACUUGCGUGGAGGGUGUUUGCUGGACUUUUUGAAAUAUUAAUAUCAUAUGAGGGCGAAGGCGUUCGUUCGGGACGACGGUGGAUCGUCAUGCGUGAUACGGAGUACCGUGUUUAUAGAUGUGUAACAACAGGCAAAUUGAUAGAUCUCUG
This is a messenger RNA of Exophiala oligosperma, 2228 nucleotides long. RefSeq lists its product as uncharacterized. The record is from RefSeq and is a predicted model, not a curated record. NCBI's taxonomy places the organism in Eukaryota, Fungi, Ascomycota, Eurotiomycetes, Chaetothyriales, Herpotrichiellaceae. The transcript has a single exon. Gene Ontology annotation, molecular function: calcium channel activity. The coding region runs from base 87 to 1976 and encodes 629 amino acids. Gene Ontology annotation, biological process: calcium ion import across plasma membrane.